Molecule: messenger RNA, 6303 nt
Organism: Chara braunii
Lineage: Eukaryota; Viridiplantae; Streptophyta; Charophyceae; Charales; Characeae
Source: the annotation of a GenBank genome assembly
GCAAGAGAGCAAAGCACACAAACCAGGGUCAACUUGGUAACAAUUGUGUGAGAGAAUAGGGAGGCGAUGAAAUUCUGGGUGCUGGCCAAUUUCGUGCCCCUCCCUCACCUCCUCGCGCGCCCCUCGGCCCCGCACACACCUUUCAACGCCAAUCCCCGUCCUGGCCCGCGCAAAUAUGCCCUGUUUCUCCCCAAGCCCUGCCUACCCCGCACUCCGCUCGCAGUGUGACUGAUGACUAGCAAGACGUGGAUCGUCGGUGGACGAGGGGCCGGUAGGGUGGGUGGCGGGAAAGAUGCGAACGAACGGAUGAAGUGACGACGAGAGUAGACGGCAUUUCCCGAGGGGGAAUAGGACCAUCCCCAAGAAAAUGUGCGAGCUCGUGACGACAAGUGUCCAGUACGAGCUGUCUGUCCGACGUGGCGGAAACACCCUUGUCCUCUGCUGGCAGGAUGGACUUGGAAGAUGAUCCAAUGCCGCUGUCGUUAUUGCUGGAAAGUGGGGAAAGUCUUUGCUUGUUACCUUGGCAUCACGUGUCGCUUAUCGUUUAGCGGCAGAGGAGGUGGUUGUUUUGCGCGAGUGUGCGGUCGUCCUAAGAAGAAGGAGAAGAAGGAAGACGAAGACGAAGACGAAGAAGAAGAAGAAGAAGAAGAAGAAGAAGAAGAAGAAGAAGAAGAAGAAAGAGGAACAUGAAAGAGAAGUAGGAAAAGAAGAAGACGGCCCAGGUUUGCGCCUUACGAUCUAGAAGCGGGCUUGCGAUGAUGGCUGUGUCUCGGAUGAUGUUGCAGCGCAGAAGUCGGAUCUGUGGUUGGUAGUCCCUUUUUUCGUGUGGUCUGUUUCACUGAAGGUUGCGACUUGGCGGUUGCGGAGCAGUUGUUGCGAAAAGUGCGUUCUCGAUCGAGAGUGAGACUUUCGACGAAGAUCCGAAGAUCGCUGUUGGCGUUAUGCUUCGAUGUCGGGAAUGGCUGAAGAUUGUGUCCCAGGUGUCGGUUAGGAGACGGCGAGAGAAGAGGCCGUGCGUGAGGUGUCAGAUAGUGCCAGGUGUCAGAUAGGCACGGGUGUCACAGGUGAGAGGGGGGAGGGGGUCGGAGAGGCAGACGAGGAAAACGGGAUCGUGGAACAGAAGCCGCGAAGAAGUGAAGGGGGAGGUGCUCCUGCCCCUUCCGGGAGGCAUUUGGAGUUGCCUCUCUUCCCCACAGAGCUUCCUCGCAUGGUCUUCAUCGUCGUCUUCUUUGUCGUGAUCUGUCUUCAUCAUCGACGUCGUCGUAAUCGUUUCGUGUGAGAAGAGGCAAGACAGAUAAUGUGCUUUCUCUGCCGUUCGGGAGCGGCGAACAGACCGGCCUAGCAAUCGAGCAAUCAAGUUGAUAGCUUAACGGUGCCUUCUAAGCACGCCGAAGAUUCGAGGUUCCAUCGACUGGAGGAAACAAACGUGUCUGUGUGUGGAGUUGACAGGUGAGGGGGCGCGGGGUGAAUGAGAUUUCUGUUCACCUAUUCGGUGAAACGGUUAGAGAGAGGUGGGUCUGGGAGAAGUGUGUUGGGGGGGCGGGGUGUAUGGAGAGCGGGGGCUGGCUCUGGCAGUUGUUGAGCGAGGAAGGGCGACUUUCAUACUAAUGUGUAUCCGCCUUUGUCUCUUCUGCUAUUUAUCCAAAACAAGGUUGAGAGGAGAGGAGAGGAGAGGGCGAUCGUGGUGAUUUGCGCGCGUAUUGAGCGCGUGUUGUUUGCCUCUGUGAAGGAGGCGCGCAAAGGAUAUAUCUAUAUCUAUAUAUAUGUACAUAGGUGCGGGACAAUUAUUCGUUAGCAGACAGGCAGAGAAGGGGGUGGUCGUACGGAAGGUUGUGCGACUCAUAUGGCACCCAACGAGUUGUGGAAGUGCUAUUUUUUAGUGUCGGAGAGCGCUUCGAGACCCAAUCGGUUAUGGAAAAAGGGGUGUGGGGAGUGUGUAGGUGGGCGAGGCUUGUGGUAAUCAAUCACCAAAAGUGAAGCGGGGGUGCGAGGCUGCUUGCCGUGCUGGUGGACGUCCGAAGAGACCCGCUGCAGGAGGAAACGACGCAGGCGACGAAGAGUUCGAACUUAUAUUACAAGUAGGAGGAGCGACACAGUUCAGUCUGCAUCGGGAGUGCCCGGACCUCUGAUCCGAUCGAGCAGGGUAGAACAUGGGAAAGAGCGGACCUUGCGGGCACUGCGGCGUCACAACGACUCCGUUGUGGAGAAAUGGGCCGCCAGAUAAGCCAGUGCUUUGCAACGCUUGUGGAUCGAGGUGGAGAACCCGAGGAAAUCUGACCAAUUACCUUCCUGCAAGUCUGGGAGGAAGUGGUCAUGGGGGAGGUUAUUAUGCCCGGGGGUCCAAAUCUGCAUGGUGCAAGUCCUCAAAGGAGAAUUGCCGAAAAACUAACAGCAGCAACACCAGCUUAAUUGUGAAGGUGACUCAGGCGAAGCAGUUGUCGGCCUCUUCGACCACUACUUGUUGGACUGGGGAACAUCUACAGAACAGAGUAUCCCCCUGGAAAGGUCACGAUUGGAGGAAGGGAGAUGCUGCAGCAACGGUGGAAAACAAUGGGGCUUUGGUGAAGAGGCCGCGACUACCUACAUCUUGUGGGCGGUGUGAUACUGAUGUGGCUGACAAUACGUCCAGAACACCUUUCACCAGCCCUGUGACUGUGGCAUCACUGGAAAGCAUUCCUUGCAUGCGGCGAUCCAACGAUGCUGUCGAAUUAGCAGAUGAAAGGGAGCAGUUUGCAGGUAACAUGUUCUGCAGGAUUGUAGAGGCUUUAUUAGUCGCACAGCGGGAACAAAUGCAGUACGAACGCAGUCAAGACAUCAAGAUAGACGCGAUACGCGCGGGGUUCAAGGACUUCGCGUGCGACAUGAUGAAACACCUGCUGACCGAAGUGCACAUUGCGAUUAAUAGGACCCGAGAGCUUUGUACUGGCUUUAUUGAAGGCGCCAAGCUAGCGGCCCCUAAGGAAGAGGAGCCGACCCCACCACGUCGCGAGAAAGUCAAGGUCCGAUUUCCCGAACCCUUCAGUGGGAAGAAGGGUGAAGAUUUUGAUAACUGGGAGGCCAAUGUGCACUCCUAUAUGUAUCUGCAGGGAGUCACACCUGAAGACCACACUUUGGUGGGCUUCCAGGUCCUUAGAGACGAAGCAACUAGCUUUGCUAGGUCGCUAGCCCGCGCUGCCAACUGCGAUAACGAUAUGGUUACAUACUCCAGACUGACACCCCUCUCCGUCUUCUUGAAAGCCCUCAGGGAGCGAUUUUCUGAUGUCACGCGGGGCCUUAAGGCCCCAGACAAACUCCAAAUGAUCCACACUCGCCAGUGGAAGAGUGUGCAUGCGCUAAAGUCCGCUAUGGACGAACUGAUUGCGGUCCCUGGGCAUGGAGUCACUGAUGUGCAACUCCUUAACCUCUUCUACCGCGCCCUGCCUGAAAAUAUUCAGGGACACUUCUUUGAGAAGAAGAAUAAGCAGGGCAUGACGCACGAUACACUUAGUUGGGAGGCAGUUGCAUUUGCCGCCCAAGCGUCGCCAGUUACCACGUUCUGGCACAAGGAUCUGUCUAAAGGAAAAACGUUGAAGGGAUGCGCCAUCUCAGGCCAAAUCAAGGCCAAAGAUAGUCUGAUCUUAACGAUGGAGGAAGGUGGUGCAGAGGAGGUUCCCUACUCUGACAUCGAGUGGGGAUUAGAGGAGGACAACAACGCAAGCCAGGGGAGAACCUACGCUGUUGUCGCGGCUGGAGGGAGGCCGCAAGGAGGACAACGGUUCGGCCCAAGUGGUCGGGCCCAGGGUGGCCGAGGGCAGGGCGGCCAGGGGGUUGGUGGCUAUGGCAACCGCCAAGCGGGAGGAAGGGGAGGUCCCCCGUCUAAUCGUCCGCGCCAGCGUCUAGUAAGCUGUCCAGAGCUCGCUUGUGUUAGGGCCUCUUUAGGCGCUUCCCUCACAGGCUUAGCCGAUGAACUGAGAGAGAGGAGGCAAGCCUGGGCCAAGAUGAAGAAGGAUAGUAAAGGAAAACUAAUCCUCGCAGAUGUAGAGAUAUUUAGAGCUGGAGUAGGAGCCCUCAUAGACAUCGGGGCGACUAGGAGCUUUAUUAGUCGUAAAGCGUUGAGGAAGUUGAAGUUGAACCUAAAGGUCCAACGACUAGAAGAGCCUGUGGUCAGCAUCCUCGCAGACAAUAGUAGGAUGCGCGUCGAAGAGUAUGUUGAGGGGGUUCACGCCUGCUUUCGCCUGGAGAAAGAUGGCAAGGUAGAGAAGGUACUGCACUCCCUGACCCUCCUUGUAGAAGAGAGUCUCCCGUUUGACAUAGUUUUAGGCACAGAUUGGGGAGAGGCAGUAGGAGCCACACUUCACCUAAGAGAGCAUGAGUGUACGCUCCCUUGUGCGUCAGGCGAAGUCAAGAAAGUCCGCCUGUUCCAUGAGUCCGGGGUAGAUAAUCCCCUUGCCCAUUGCUGCCUCAGCGCUCCUGCAUUCGCCAGGCUUGUGCGAAAGGAGCAGCUUGAAGAGCAGGUGUUCGUGGUCUAUGUUAGGCCAGUGUCCGAUCAGCCUAUAGAGGAAGAAAAGAUCCAUCCUGCUAUUGCCAGUCUGCUGGAAGAAUAUAAGGAUCUAUAUGAACCACCUUCAGGGGUAGUGCCCAAACCGAUCCAGCACCGAAUAGAAAUAGAACCUGGCAGUAGAACGCCAGAGGGGCCAGUCUACAGGAUGUCUCCCAAAGAGUUAGAGGAGCUACGCAGGCAGUUUGAUGAGCUCCUAGAAAAAGGAUGGAUCCGGCCUAGUUCAUCGCCGUUCGGUGCACCUCUUCUGUUUGUCCCAAAGGAGGAGGGAGAGUUGGGCAUGUGUAUUGACUACAGGGGACUGAACGCCAUCACGAUUAAGAGUCCAGAGCCAUUACCGCGUAUAGAUGAUUUGCUAGAUCGAGUUCAGGGGUGCAAAUAUUUCUCGAAGAUAGAUCUAAAAUCACGGUACCAUCAGAUAGAGGUCCACCCUGACGAUCAGUAUAAGACGGCGUUCAGGACAAGGUAUGGGCAUUACGAGUUCAUAGUGGUGCCAUUUGGACUUACUAAUGCACCUGCAACAUUUCAGUGCUGUAUGAACGACUUGUUUAGACCUUGGCUAGAUAGGUUCGUCGUAGUUUACCUAGACGAUAUCCUAGUGUUCAGCAAGACCCUCGAGGAACAUGAGGGCCAUCUACGACAGAUUCUAAGUAAGCUCAGAGAGUCUAACUUUAAGAUUAACCCGAAGAAGUGCGAAGGGGACAAGACACAGGUCCUUUACCUAGGCCAUGUACUUGACGGCGAUGGUAUUCGGCGUGAGGAUAGCAAGAUAGCAUCCAUCAGAGAUUGGCCAACUCCUAAGACACUAACAGAGAUGCGUUCUUUCUUAGGACUGGCUAACUACUACAGGAAGUUCGUGAGGAACUUCUCUACGAUCGCUGCUCCCCUUCGUAGACUAUUGAAGAAAGAAGCUAUCUGGAAGUGGGAUCAGGAUUGUACGUCAGCCUUCAAGAAAUUGAAGAAGGCUUUGAUAGAGUACCCUGUUCUCAAAGUUGUCGAUCCAUCAUUGCCAUCUGUUGUUACUACAGACGCGAGUCAAUAUGGCAUAGGUGCCGUUCUACAGCAAGAUGACGGCAACGGGUAUAGGCCCGUAGAGUUCAUGUCAGCCAGGCUGCCUUCAGAGAAAGUCGCCGCAUCGACAUACGAGAGGGAACUCUACGCUCUCAGGCAAGCUCUAGAGCACUGGAAACACUACCUGCUUGGGAGGCACUUCAAGGUUUAUUCAGACCACGAGACUCUUAGAUGGCUAAAGACACAGGCCAAGAUGACGCCCAAGUUGACCAGAUGGGCUGCUGAGAUAGACCAGUAUGACUUUGAGUUAAAACCCGUUAAAGGCAAGUACAACGUGGUAGCUGAUGUGCUAAGCAGGAGAUCUGAUUAUUUCGGUGCGGUAGUACACUAUCUAGACAUAGGGGCCGAUCUGCAGCAGAAAGUAAGAGAUGCCUAUGCACAGGACCCAAUCUAUGGUGAGCUGCUUUGCUGCUCAAAAGAGUAAGGGAAGCCCCAGAUAGUGAGCCACACUACCGGACCACGAAUGGGCUACUGUUUGAAAAGACUAAUGUUGCUGACAGGCUAUGUGUCCCCAAUAGUGAAGAGAUCCGUAGUCUGAUCUUAGGGGAAUGCCACGAUACAGAAGGGCACUUUGGAUGGCAGAAGACUUUAGCUAACCUGAUGAUGUCCUAUACGUGGCCAGGCAUGAAAGCAGACUGCAUAGAAUAUGUGCGCAGUUGCAAAGUGUGUCAGCGUAAUAAAGCUACGACUAAAGC